AUGCUGCGAAAUAAGACCCCUGUCCUUCCUCUGCAAAGCUUUACCGCCAGGAUUUUAGGCGGCGCCAAAUUGAUUGAGAGAGUAAAUCAGAUUUCGCUGGUUUCUGGGGCCAAAGCUCUCUCUCAAACUGACAUCUGGUUGAAUGAAGCACUCGCUAACAAGAAUUACAGGCUACGAAACAACAAGGUUUUCAAUAGAAAUGAAGACCAAAUCAAAGGCAGGGCAGAGCUCUUUUUGAAUGUAGUUCUGGGAACCCUCAGAGAGUUGCGUUUGACGAAGAAAGUCGAACUGUACUAUAUUCUGCUCAACCGGCUGCAGUCAAGCCGAAUUUCAUGGGUUUCGAAGUCUGGUAGCUAUAUCGUUGGGCAAACUCCUGUUGAGCUAUAUCGCGAACUAUCCUACAUGCUACGAUCUCAAUGCACAAAUAAUGACGAACGAGCCGAUAUGAUGUGCCUGACCAAAUUCACUUUGCAGCUUCUCAAGAGCUAUGUGGCGAUAUUCAAAAUUAGAGACAAUCUGGUGCCAGAUACUAUUUUUUUGCGGAACUGCGCUGAGAUAGUUGGCCGCGCAGGCUCAAUUCAUUAUUUGCAUAAAUUUGUCGAGCUUGUUGAUGAUCCGGGCUUAGAGGCUCAUGCAUAUAUUUCGUUCUAUCUCCAUACUGGUCAAACCGCGCAUUUAGUCACAUUUCUUCGAUCAAGCCCUCUGUUGGAAACGCAAUUGGAGCCAAACUCAUUAACUCAACUUCUUCAUCAAUGUGUCCACAGACUUGUGUGUCUCGGCUUGGAAGAUGACGCCCAAACAACGUUCGAGUUACUUAUGAAGCAAGCGCCCUCAAUUACUCCUCAGUCACUCUCGUCUAUCAAAUUUGUUACUGAGAAGUAUGGGGCGUUCAAAGUCCAGCUCGCACUUAGCAAAAAUAUCGAAGAUGCAGAUUACGACGUUCCCAUACCAUGGAAAACAUUCCAGAAGGACCUCACUUUUGGUGCCUAUAUUGGUUUGCUAGAUGAGUCUGGCGUUGAUUUUUUUAAUGAAUCGCAGGCGAUGGAUUUUUUGUUGACCAAGCUUCCAACUCAUGACAUGUCUGUAGAGCAAUGGGGCGAUUACUUUGAGGAAACUAGCCCGCGUAGAGAUGCGUCUGCCUCUUUGAAGGCAUUCCACCUCAAUAUCAUUUUAACCCACGUUGCAGCACAUAAGUCUUUAGGAUUUGUGAUCUUGAUUUGGCGUCACUUAAUUGUUGAGCUCCGCUUGCUAAGAGAGUUUGUGGAUUCACACUACCUCUGCUCAUCUAAGAAUCAAAAUGGGUUUCACGUAUUGUUACGCGCUGUUGGUAAUUCAUCAGCAGCCAAGCUCGCAGGUUAUGAAUUAUUCAAAUAUCUUAAAGCAGAAUCUACCGAUUCUAUCACUAACUCAGGAUCAUAUUUUGAGUUGACUAAUAAAGAUUAUGUUUACUUGAUGCGCUCAACACUUUGGGGGCCCGAGCGUAAGGCAAUUCAUCUUUAUCUUUACCACUUUUUCUUGAAUUUAGGUGAAACCUGCAUCAUAACAGAUGGUAGAGGGCGCCGAUCCUGGCAAUUACCUCCUUCCGUUGCAAAAUUACUGAUGAGCCCUUACCUCGAACAUCGUAACAGCCAAGAAUUAGGACGUAUAUCGCAGCUAGUAGCGGAUUGGCAUUUAGAUAACGGAUGCAAGAUUCCGGAAACACAGCUGCAAGACAUCUUUGGUGCCGCAUAUGUUGAAGAGCUCAGCCCCCAGAAGCUUUUGAAGCUCGAGACCCAAAAUAGGGAGGAGAGAGAAAAUGAACCAUCGCUCGGUGGAUAUUCAUUAAUAGCCGAUUGGGAAAAUGCAGCGCGCAUACGGGAGGUACUGAAACACUUGAGAUCCACGUAG
Molecule: messenger RNA, 1887 nt
Organism: Lachancea nothofagi CBS 11611
Lineage: Eukaryota; Fungi; Ascomycota; Saccharomycetes; Saccharomycetales; Saccharomycetaceae
Source: the annotation of a GenBank genome assembly